UGUGUAGGUUUUGCAUGUGUCAGUCACACAGGUGAGGGGGGAGGGGAAGAAUCUUUGCUGGUUGUAAGCCUUAGUUAGCCUUUUGAUCUUUCCUUCUUAUUAGGCUGGGGAAACAACACUGUUCCUUAGCGAUUGGUCAGACUAAUCCUCCUGAGCACUGUCAGCCGUUAACCAUGUGAACAGAUUAGACCGUGGGGUUGUGCUGGACAGGCUCCAGCUGGGGAUUGUGUUGCUGUUCUCUCGCCGCUGGCCUCCUGCAGUGUUCAGGAGUUUCAAAUCGAAUGUAGCCUUCGGCGUUUGGGUCAGAGGGAGACAGACAGAAGGAGAAGGCAGGAGGGCAAAUUAAAGACAACAAAAAAUACAAACCAAAUCUUCAACAUUUUGCUCACAAGCAGACUGAAGAAUGUGGAGAAAUAAGCAUAAAGGACUAAAAGAUUCUGACUCGGAGGAUGACAAGCCGCAGGAAGUGUCGAAGAGCAAGGACCCUUUGCUUCCAGAAGAGACUACGAGUUCUGUGUCUCAGCUUGCUACGAAGGAUAGAAGUGGUCAUUCGGUCCACCAUACUUGGAGCAGCUCUUUAAAACAGAAAGCUGGAGGGAGAAGAGGGAAAGUAGCUGGGGAGAAACCUGGAAAUGUUCAAGGAGCAAGUCUAAAAGGUUGGAAAGAAGUAACCUCACUUUUCAAUAAGGAUGAUGAGCACAAACUGCUGACUGACAGUGAACCCAAAUGGUGUCUGCAGAAUCGAACAUUUGCUUCAUCCUGUGCUGUUGGUUGUAAAUGGCUUCCUCCACAUAUACUUCGAAAGCAAAAGUUUCCACCUGGGACCACAGUCAAACUAAAAGAAGAAGUGAAAAUGGAGAAGAAAUCUAGUUUCUGGGACAGUUUAGGAAUUAAACAAAAUUCUGCCAGCAAGAUUCCCACAGAGGAUGAGGUUUGGGAUCCACAGGUAAAGGUGGAGAACCCUUGCAGCGGUCUGACUGAUUCCAGUACCUGGUCUGACUGGGCAAGUGAGACUUGUGGCAGUUCCAAAUACACUAGCCUGGACAGUGAAACAAACACAGGUGGCUCCAAAUGGAGCAUUAUGACAGCAGGGAAGCUGCCCGGAAUCAGGAGACGUAGCAAAGGAAAUCUGACUGACUGCUGGGAAGAGAUAGAGUGAUAUUUGGUUGUCUGUCUUAAUGUUAAUCCAAGGUUUAGUUUGCACCAUUCUUCACUUCUUGUAUUUAUAGUCAUGCUUUCUAUGAAUGUUUUCGGAGUCAACAUUUUGUUUCAAAUUCUAAGAGAUUUUGUGCACUUGUGAAGAAAUCGCUGUCUGAUCAGCAUUCCAUUUUAAUUAAGUGUAAGAGUUGAUAACCUCCUUUCUGUUUGUGCCAUAAUUAUUCCAAUACAUGUAAGUACACAUUUUCAUUCAGAAGACCUUUCAUAGUAAAUUGGUCCCUUAGUAUUCAUUAUUUGUGACUCUCCGACAUCAGCUUAACUGAGUGCCUAAAUAUAGUUAUAUAUAUUAAUAUUUUAUCUCACGUUUAUCGAAAGAAAACAAGUUCUCACGACCCUUUCUGUACCUUGUAAAGGAGGUGCUGGAACGACUACUAAUGGUACAAGUGAUAUUGCCUUUAGUUGAAGGAAGAAACCACUAUUUUUGCUCCUCCUUCCCAAGUGUAACUGUUAGUCUGUGUGAGGAGAUAAAAUUCCAUUCAGUCAUUGAAUUCAAAUGAUCGUUGCAGCUUGAAUUUGUAUGGAAGCCAGUGUCUUUCCAGCACAGGGUGUCGUUCUGGGCCAAAUGUGCCUCACAUUAUUAUCUUAUUUUGGCAAGCAUUCUAGAGCAACCCAGUGCCCAGUUACAACAGACACCACUGUGUGAGAUAGUUCAUGUGAGUAAUCCAAAAAUCUUCAGUUCAAUUUGUGCUGUGUUGGUAAUGUCAUUGGACUUGUAAUCUAGAGCCCCCAUGUUUUGGGGACAUGGGUUUGUAUCGCACUAUGGCAGGUAAUAUUUGCAUGCAAUAAAAAUCUGGCGUUAAAAGCUGCUGUAAUGAUGACUAUGUAAGUAUUGUCAAUAGAACCCAUCUGGUUUUCUAAUGUCCUUAGGGGAAGGUAAAUCCUUAACUGGUAUGACCUGCAUGUGACUCCAGAUCCACAGCAAUGUGACUGAGUCUUAACUGCCCUUCAGGUACUUAAGGACAGACACCAGCCAGUGAUGCCAACAUGCAUUUUUUUAAAAGCCCUGGCCAGUGAUAUUAUGUGUUAUAUACCUUUUUUCUAUUUUUACAAAUGUCAAUUUUAUAGCCUCUCACCUGAAGAAACUAGCUUCUGUUUAGAUACAGUAGUAGUGUUCUUCAUACAGUUUCAUGAUGUGAAUGUGAAGAAUGAGGGUUCUUGAUCAUGAGAAUUGUUAUAAAUCCAAAUCCCUACUCCCAAGGACGUUUGCAUGCUUCCAACAAAAGAAUAGGAAUUAAAGCUAAGUUGUUUCUUUAAUCACAAUUGGAGACAUUGCGUCUAAUUGUAUAACACUGAAUUACAUCUCAAUAAAGAACAGCAACAGAACAGUAAUGCAGAGUGUGUACUGAGGUAGUGAAUAUGGCAAAGGUGCAAAGGAGACAUUUGUUCAAAGAUGGUUUCUGAACUGAACUGUACUCCAAACAAGGUAUUUUCCAAAACAUCUUAAAAAUAUGUUAACGGCUGUAGAUUGUAACCAGAUUUUAUAAAUAGGUGCCUCCAGGUUUACACAUGCCUUUCUAUGACUGAAAAUCUGUUUCAUAUUUUGUCUUAAAUCUUUUGUAUAAAAUCUCCAACAAUUUGUUUUGUGUGUACAAAUUGUUAAUGAAGUACAAUUAGAGAAACACUGGACUAGACUAAUAGUUCAUGUAAUAAGCUGCUGACAAAGUAGUUUUAUGAAAGGAUUCCAGCACCUAUUUUAGGCGUCAUUAAGGGUCAACUGUAUUAAAUUUCUCAUGGUUCUCUCUCCUUUUUAAAUUUGGAUUGCGUAAAACUAAUUAUGAAAUUAGAAAGAAAAUGUUUAUGAAUGAAGUGAAAAAGUAGUUUCUCAUGAUAAGGGUGUUAAAAACUUGGAAGUUCCUUUCUCUUCCCACUUUCAAUUCUCCCCAUCCACAUCACUCAUAAAUCUGUGCUCAUUUUGCCAAUCAACAUGUUCAGUUUGAGAUUGAUAAAUUUCUGGAGUUUAAGGUAUUACAGGUUAUAAUGUAAAUGUGAGUACAUUGAGUUUGAAGCAUAGAUCAGCCAUGUUCUAAAUUAGCUACAGAGAUUGAAUUAUCUGCUGCUUUUGCUGUAAGUUUCCUGUGUCAAGUAGUGACAACACUGGGUUCAGUUGCGAUAAAUGCUCUUCAGGUUGGCUUAGCCUUCUCAUACUCUGUAACAAAUUUUGGGCAUGGCCUGACACUCAUGGAACCAAACCCCAACAAGGAAGCACCCAAACAAUGGAGGAUGUUCAUGGUCGCCUUUUUUCAAGUCGAUUAUUCUGGAAGUGUGCUAUAGUUCCUAAAUUAGACUUAAGCAGGAGAUUUUUGCAUGUCAGCUGUGUGGUGCUAGUGUACUUUGUGGUACUGUCUGCAAAAAAUAUUUCUGAUAUGAUGCAAGUACCAGUGGCUGGAGAGUAUCUUAGUUCACUAAUGGAUUGAAAUAAAUUCCAAACGUGAAUUAAAAACGCAUAACCAGGCAUAUGCUACAGAAAAUGUAGUUCAUUGAAUCGUUUGCAAAAUUUCAUAAAAUGAAUGAGCAAAAACAUAGAAAUGAAGUGUUAUAGCUCUUAAUGUUUCAAUUACAGCUUUGAAAUCUGACCAUUUUAAAUAAGAUCUUUAAUCAUUGAAGUUUUGCUAUUUGUGUUAUUAUGUAGGGUGGUCAGGUUUCAAGGUUCAUUGCUCCAUUAGUUAGAAGCAUGUUAUUACGAUUAAAGUAUAAAUAACCAAGUAGUGAUUUUGAUUUAGGAAGGAAUGUAAGAAAAUAAUUUUAAAGCAAUGAGUCAUUCAUUAGGUGUUGCCUCUGAUAAGACUGCUAAAAAGUUAGCCCUACCCCAGUAUCUACUUAAAAUAUUGCUGGAAGACUGAUUCUGUGCUGGAGGGGGAAAAAAACUACCAGAAUUUUGCCAUUCUUCAGUGAAGUAUAGUUGGCACAUGAUGAUAGGAGUACAAAAUUGUUUUGUUAAAUACCAUCUCAGGGUGAUAAUACACUUUAAUGUUUAGAAAGGUCACUCUUUUGACAUGCUAUCAGGUAGUGCAAGCUUCGAGAUGGAUCAACAUUUCAAUGUGUGAAACCUUUCAAGAUUCUUGGUUUUCUGCAAGAUCAUUGCUUGAUUUUCUAACACAAACUUUUGUUACUUUUUGUCUGCUUACAGGUCAAACAAUGCUGCCAAAGUAAUUUAAUACACAAAUGAAAUAUAUUUCUAAUUGCCAGAUCAAAAUUUCUGGUAUACAUACUAUAUACUUUACUGUUUAUUUGUAAACUGAACAAAGGCAGACAUAAUAAAUAAAUAUAACUAUGCAAUACCUGUGGUAUCGUUUGGACAUUUGCCUUGUUAAACUUUAAAGGUGGGAGAAUCAUUUUCUUUUAAUACAUUGUUGUUAUAAAUGUAUCUUUGUGACCCAAUGAGAGAUUUUCCAUCUGAACAUGAAAAUAUUAUUUAAUGCAAGGCUUCUCACUUGGUAAAUGAUAAGUACUCUCAUUUGAUUUUGAUGUGUAACUUUAAAAACUGAAAGCAGAAGACAUUUCAUAUUGAGAGUUGAAUUUGAAACUUGAUUCAUAGUUGGCACCUUGUUUUCUCUGGAUGCAUUUUUUUGGCCAGACAAUACUGCUCUACAUCAAUAAAAUAUUAUUACAACAACA
Messenger RNA from Stegostoma tigrinum, 4833 nucleotides. Its product is annotated as testis development-related protein-like. The coding region runs from base 404 to 1159 and encodes 251 amino acids. Gene Ontology annotation, cellular component: cytosol; nucleus. Gene Ontology annotation, biological process: spermatogenesis. Lineage: Eukaryota; Metazoa; Chordata; Chondrichthyes; Orectolobiformes; Stegostomatidae. The transcript is spliced from 7 exons. The record is from RefSeq and is a predicted model, not a curated record.